AUUUUGUUUUUAUUAUUUUUCAAUGCCGAGUAGAACCUCAUCCAAACUCACUUCUCGUGGUUCUGGUGGUUCUCGUACUUCUCGUACUUCUCGGCGCGUUUUGUCCCUGAGUUCUUCAUCUUCUUCAUCUUCAGGAUCUAGCUCUCCACAACUAGUGUCAUCAAGCUACUACAAUCCCAAUCAUUAUGCAAAUGAUAACUAUAUAAGAGGUGGCAGCAGACACUAUCAGAGAUUGUUGACAAAGGUCGUCAUUUCAGAUUUUUUCCAUAAUUCUGAGAUUCCAACUUUUUUUGAAGUCGAUAACCAGAUUCUAUUAAACUCAAUUGACAAAUGCUAUAAAUGGAAAAGUUUCACUGAAAGAAUCAAUGGCUCAAUCAGUGAACUUGUCUCCCCAUAUUCAAAGAUCUCAAAGGAUGAUAUUUCCCUAGACAAAGCUAUCGAUGAGAAUAUCAACAGCAUUAAAAAUCACAUUGUUGUUAAAAAGGAAAACGGAUAUCGCAUUCCUAUCGAAAAGGAAAAGGAAAAGGAAAAGGAAAAAAUUGUCUUGAUUAAUAAAAAAAAUUUAAACUCUACUGAAAAUAGAACUGAAAAUUCCACCGAUAUUAAUAAUAAUGGUGAUAAUGAUAAUGAUGAUGAUAAUGACGAUGAUAAUAAUAAUAAUUAUAAUGAUGAUGACGAUUCUAUUUAUAAUCAAAAUCAUUACGGAAAUAUUUCAAAUGAAAAUAGCAUUAUUUGGGAUAGAAGUUCUGAUGACGAUAAUUCUCAUCUAUCUGAUAAUUAUAAUAUUAAAAAUAAUAAGUAUCAUUUUGAACUUGAAAUGGAUUAUGAUAAUGUUUAUAAUUGCAAUUAUGAUAAGCAAUUCGAAAAUAAGUUUGGUUUUCAUUCUGAAAAUUUAAAUAAUCAAAAAACUGAUAAAAUAGAUAAUCAAAAAAUUAAUCAAAAAAUUAAUCAAAAAAAUUGUGAAAUAAGUGAUAUUAAUGUUAGUGAUAGUGAUAGUGAUAAUGAUAGUGAUAAUGAUAAUGAUAAUGAUAAUGAUAAUGAUAAUGAUAAUGAUAAUGAUAAUGAUAAUAGUACUAAUUCCAAUAACGGUACUACUACCACUGACAGCACCACUAAAAAUAACAUUAUUAAUAAUGACCUGUUUGAUCUCAUCAAAUAUCAAAAAAUAUUUCCCAAAAAUAAAAAAUUAUACGUUAUGGAAGGUCUAUACUCAGAAAACCCUCAUUUAAAUGAUUUCAAUUACACACAAAAUUCACUUUUCAAAUUUCCCUUGCCUCAAAAUUUCAAUUUCAAUUCUCGCAUAGAUUUCAAAUUACCUUACAGUAUCUACUGUCCAAUACCUAAACAUAAUAAGCUAAACAAUGAAAUACUCAAAAGAUUUAACUUGACUGAAAAUAAUUGGCUAGUGGAAAACAAUUUCAAAAAUAUUAAUCUAUAUAAUUGCAACUACACUAAUCAAAACAAAAACAAAAACAAAAACAAAAACAAAAACAAAAACAAAAACAAAAAUAAAUGUUUGUGCAUAAAAUCUUGUAAUAACUGUUUAAAUUUAAUCUUUCAUAUCCAAUGUGAUGAAUAUAUUUGUAACUUAAAUGCUCAAAACUGCGGCAACACACCUUUUAAAGAUUUAAUCCAAAAUCGAAAUUCAAAAAGCACUUAUUAUAAAGUGGGUUACCAACUUUUUCGAAAAGUUUUCACUACUCACUCUCAAAGAUUUCACAAAAACAAAAACAAUAUUAAUGAUUUGGGACUAAGAGCAAUAAGAGAUUACAAACCAUAUUCUUUAAUCCUUGAAUAUAGUGGUGAUAUUAUAAAAAAGGAUUCAAUACCAAAAAAUUCCGAAAUUUAUAAAAAAACUCAAGCUUUAAAUCAAAUUCGAUCUGAAGGCAAUUUCAAAUCUCUCUUUUAUAAUGAUGACCCGAACUUCUUUUUCAUGGCUCUUGAAGACGAUUACGUUAUUGAUUGCACAUUUCACGGCUCUUUAGCUAGAUUUGUCAAUCAUUCUUGCGAGCCAAAUGCUGUUGUUCAAUUUUGGUACGUUGAUGGAAUUCCUAGAGCCGGACUAUUUUCAAAUUCUAAAGGUAUAAAUGCAGGAACAGAAAUUACUUUUGAUUAUUCUUGUAAUAACUUAAAAUUAACUUGUAGCACUAAAUGUUUAUGCAAUUCAAAAAAUUGUUUAGGUUAUAUUGGUGUCAACAAAAAUUUCAAUAAAAUUAGCACUGCUGAAUUUAAGAGUUAUAAAAGUUUAUUGAAUUUUAAUUUAUUUCGAGAAACACCCAAAAACGAACAUUUUUCAACUUUAAUCACAUCUUCAAAUAACUCAAACCCUAUUAAAGAUAAUUUAGCUCUUAAAAAAACUAAAAAAAUAAACAAUGUCGUCCCCCAAACUAAGAAUAAACCUGUUGAAAAAAUUAAUAUUCAAACUGUUUAUAGAUCAAAUUUAAAAACUAAUUUACAACUGCAUUCAAAAAUUGUUCCGAAAUUAAAAAAAGUAAAUUUAAACACAAAUCAAAUUUCAAAUUCAACUGCUAAAUCAAAUUCAGGUACUAAAUUAAAUUCAAAUACUAAAUCAGAUGAAUUGCUUGAACCACUUUCAGGUUUAAGUGUAUAUUUGCCUACAAGUCGGAGAACCAGAAGUUCAGCUAAAAAAUCUAAUGUCGAUGUAGUUGCAGCUGUAAUUGAAAAUUGUCAAAGCUAUAUUUCCACCAGGUAUUUGAGAAAUUUAGCUAUUGACAUGACGCCACCUGGAACAUUUGAUGAUGGUGCUAAAGCUCUUGUUCGUCUAAACAAAGCUGCUUUACUGACACUACCACGUUACAACAAUAGAGAUGGAAAUCUUCUCAAUGAUUUGGUUUCGGAUAAAGUACUUGAAAAUAAAAGAGCUAAAGUGCAAAAUAGUGUCACAAAACUUGAUGAAAAUUUGGCUUUUGGCAAUAAAUUUCAAAAGGACCAAAUAACAUCAAGUCUCACUGAAGAGUCCAUAAACAAAAAAAUAAAUUUAAUAAAUAAAAAUAAAAAUGAGUGCAUGAAUGAAAGCAAAAAUUCAAGUAUUAAGACAGAGAUACAAAUGUUGGAUGAAAUUUUAGAUUCUGAUCAUGAAGAAAUUCUUGAAAAUCAUGAAGAAAACGAAAUCCAGGUUUUUGAAAACAUACAAUUCACUGAUGAACAAACCUCUGGAACAAAUGAUAUUAAUAUUAUUGAAUAUGGUGAGAAUAAUAAGAAUAAUGAAAACAAUGAGAAUAAUGAAAACAAUAAGAAUAAUAAAAAUGAGAAUAAUAAAAAAAAUGAAAUUCUUUUCAAGAUAAACAAUAAAGACAAUAACACUUAUAAAGAUAAUAAUUAUAUAAAAACAAAAGUCUAUAACCAUUCAAAAUAUCAGAAGGAUAAAGACAUUGAAAUUUUAUCGAAUGACACUAAGCAAGUACCAAAGAGAGAAUUGCGAUCUCCACAAACAAGAUCAUCAACUAGAUGGCUUUUCAAUAAAUGUUUCAAUGAUAUUGAGGAAUUCAAUCAUGGGAAAAGCUUGAAAGAGAAAAACAAAAAAGUAAAUAAAAAUAAUGCGAUAAAAAAAAGUAAAAAAAUUAUUGAAAAAAUCGUCAAUCCUCUUAAAGUGGAUGUAACACUGAUCACCAAAUAUAAAAAAAACCCUACUUUUGAUUAUUCUCAAACUGAUGCAUCUAGUGUUUUAAGCAGUGCCUCAAGUCCAAAGGGUGUUAGAAAAAGGACUUUUGUAGAUAUGGUGAGACUGGAACAUUACAAUAAUCAAAAUAAAAAUCAAACAGAGAAUAAUAAUCACUACUAUGAUAAUGAUAAUAUAGACUAUGAGAACAAUAAUAUUUAUGGUGAAGGUGAUAUUCAUAACGAUAGCCACUACAACUACAAUAACAAAUAUGAUAGCCAUUACAAUAAUAAUCCGAAUGAGAAAGAUAAUAACUAUGAUGAAAAUUAUGAUGGAAAUUAUAAUGAUAAUUAUGAUGACAAUUAUAAUAAUAAUAAUAAUAACUAUGAAGGGUAUGGUAAAGAUCAUUACUACAAAGAAAAUGCUAAAAAUCACUCUGAAGAUUCUCGCGGCAAUCCCUAUGUUGAUGAAGAAAUCAUUAGUAAUAUGGAGUAUGUUAACCCAUAUGCGGCAGUCCAUGACAGUUAUGUGAAGGACCACUAUGUUUAUUUGUUUGAAGAAGAUGCUGGAAAAAAUGCUGACCGCACAAACACCCAAUAUGAAAGAAAUAAAUACAGCAGAGAUGAGUAUAGCAAAAAUAAGCCUAAUGAAAAUAGCUAUAAAGAUAAAUUCAAUUUUCAUUUGGAAAAAAAAGAAAAAUACAAUCGAAACCACAAAAUCAACUAUAAUACUAACCCUUCCAAUAAAGGAGAUGUUUAUAGUUAUUAUGAUAAGAGCAACGCCCCUAAAACACAAUUUAAUGACGAAAAGUUUGAUAAAAACGCAAUGCUAAACGGUAAAAGAUAUGCUUCUUACAAAGGAGAUGGAUACUAUCCUAACAAAAACGAUAAUAGUUUGAACCUAAAUAUAAAUGGGAAACCUUAUAAUAAAGCUCAAAAUUCAAGAUAUGUAAAAGGGCAUACCUCAAACCCUCAAAGAGGGUACAACACAAAACCAAUAUAUUCAGAACAACUGAAGCGCUUGAAACCACACUCUUCUCAUUCUUCUAAUAAUUAUGUUCAGCAUAAUGGAUAUGGUAAUUGUAAUAGUUAUAGUAGAGAUUAUAAGAAUAAGGCUGGUAAAAAUGAUUUUCGCAAUAAGUAUUCCAAUUAUUAUAGCCAAUAUUCCAAUGAUAAUUAUGAUAAGCAUGAAAAUCAUGGAGUUGAUGGCAAGCGUGAAAAACAUGAGGGUUCUCAAUUCAUAGAAACUCAUUCUUUAUCAUCAACAAAUAAUAUCAAAAAUCGAAUGAAGCAAUUGUUUGGUUCCAAAUCAAAAAAAUAAGGUUUGAAUUUCUUUUGUUGAUUUUAUGAUGUUACUGGAGGUUGUUGGAUGUCUUUUU
This is a messenger RNA of Ascoidea rubescens DSM 1968, 4997 nucleotides long. RefSeq lists its product as uncharacterized. NCBI's taxonomy places the organism in Eukaryota, Fungi, Ascomycota, Saccharomycetes, Ascoideales, Ascoideaceae. Gene Ontology annotation, molecular function: histone H3K36 methyltransferase activity; protein binding. Gene Ontology annotation, biological process: regulation of DNA-templated transcription. The transcript has a single exon. Bases 23 to 4939 code for a protein of 1638 amino acids. Gene Ontology annotation, cellular component: nucleus; chromatin. The record is from RefSeq and is a predicted model, not a curated record.